GCCUGCCCGCACAGAGCGCGACGGCUGGUUUUUUUGAUCUGAUACGUUACUGCAGAAAGGAUGCGGAUGCGUGUUGGAGACGUUAAAACAGAACAACAACAAGAAAGUGUCGUGGCAUAUAACACGUGUUUGAAACCCAAAAGGCGAUGUUUUCCAGCUCGCAAAGUCCCCGCUCCCCUCCGCCGGCUCCACCUCCGGGCCGGGGCCCGCCUCCCCCCCCUCCCCGGGCACGACGCCCUCCAUCAUAUAAAGAAACUUCCCGGGGCCGCCGGCCCAGUCGCGGUGCGCCCCGUCUCAGCAGCCGCCCCGGCGGCCCCUGCACAGAGCCCCCCCCCAGCGAGCCAGUGCUUGGGUGUGUGCGGAGAGGUGGGCUCGGUGAGGCACCCCAAAACCCCUCACCCCGACCCCUGACACAAGUGGCAUGAACUUGGAGCCGGGCGAGUGCGGGAUGAACUCAGUGAGCUGCGGCAACGGGAAACUCCGCCAGUGGCUGAUCGACCAGAUCGACAGCGGCAAGUACCCGGGGCUGGUAUGGGAGAACGACGAGAAGAGCAUCUUCCGCAUCCCCUGGAAGCACGCGGGCAAGCAGGACUACAACCGUGAGGAGGAUGCCGCCCUCUUCAAGGCUUGGGCUCUUUUUAAAGGAAAGUUCAGAGAGGGCAUUGAUAAACCAGAUCCCCCUACCUGGAAGACAAGAUUAAGGUGUGCUUUGAACAAGAGCAAUGACUUUGAAGAACUGGUAGAGAGAAGCCAGCUGGACAUCUCAGAUCCCUAUAAAGUGUACAGAAUAGUGCCAGAAGGAGCUAAAAAAGGUGCAAAACAGAUCAGCAUGGAAGAGCAACCGUUAAUGAUGAACCAUCCGUUUCCAAUAACGUCUCCUUACACUUCACUGCCAUCCCAGGUACCAAACUACAUGGUGCCCCACGAACGGAACUGGAGGGAGUUUGCCCCGGAGCAGCCACAUCCCGACAUCCCCUACCAGUGUGCCAGCGUCCCCUUCGCAGCUCGCAGUCAUCACUGGCAAGGGCCUGGCUGUGAAAAUGGUUGUCAGGUGACAGGAACCUUUUAUGCUUGUGCCCCUCCUGAGUCCCAGACUCCUGGCAUCCCGAUUGAGCCAAGCAUAAGGUCUGGUGAAGCCCUCGCCCUGUCAGAUUGUCGACUCCACAUCUGCUUAUAUUACCGUGAAAUACUGGUAAAGGAGGUGACAACCUCUAGUCCUGAAGGUUGUAGGAUAUCCCAUGGCCAAAGUUAUGAGGUUAGCAGCCUGGAGCAAGUUAUCUUCCCUUAUCCAGAGGAUAAUGGCCAGAGGAAGAACAUAGAAAAACUGCUGAACCACCUGGAACGAGGAGUAAUACUGUGGAUGGCACCUGAUGGCCUCUAUGCUAAGAGACUUUGCCAAAGCAGGAUCUACUGGGAUGGGCCCCUGGCGCUCUGCAAUGACCGGCCCAACAAGCUGGAGCGGGACCAAACAUGCAAGCUCUUUGAUACUCAGCAGUUUUUGGCAGAGCUGCAAGCCUUUGCUCACCAUGGACGUCCGCUGCCGAGAUACCAGGUUGCUCUGUGCUUUGGGGAGGAAUUUCCAGAUCCGCAGAGGCAGAGGAAACUAAUUACAGCCCAUGUUGAACCAAUGUUUGCCAGGCAGCUGUAUUACUUUGCUCAACAAAACAGUGGACAUCUUCUGAGAGGCUAUGACUUACCAGAACUUGUGACUAGUCCAGAGGAUUAUCACAGAUCUAUCCGCCAUUCCUCUAUUCAAGAAUAAGAUCCUCAGAAAGAGUGUUUUUAAAGACACUCUAAAGAUUAUGCAGAGUGGAGGAGCAGAUCUGGGUCGCAAUUUGGAGAUCCACAUCACAACUGGAUGUGUUCAGGGGUUCAAUGAUAGGAAAGUGAACUAGGACAACCAUGUUGUAUGAUACAAAUGAUGGGUCUUCAACAUUUGGAUGCUACAUCUUACAUAGGUUCCACUGUUGCUGAGAAUAACUCAAAACUGACGAAAUUAUUGCUAUGUUUACGUUUGCUUACUGUUCUCCUUGGGUUUUGAGGACUGAUUCUUACAGAAGACUUAAAUCCAGAGUUUACACUGUUACUUUUGCAGGGCUAUUUAUUUUGGAUUACUGAUCUCAGGGAAGGUACAUAAAUUUGCAGUGUUCCCAAUUUGAAACUGUAGCUACUAUAGGUGGGUAGCAAACGUAGAUGGUUUAUUGAGAAGAGCUAAUACAUGUAAGUGGUUAUAAAUUUAGAUUCAUAAGUGUGAUGCCUAUAUUCUUGUAUAGAAUAUUUCAGUGUAUUUUUUAAAAGCAAUGCAAUUCUUCAGAGACAUAUUUUUUUAACGCCUGACUGACAUUUGUCCUGACAAUGAAUUUUGUUGCUGCCACUGUUAUUAUUGGAUUAGCCCCCAUAAUAGCAGUUUCUAAGGUGAUGCAUUCAUGGUACUGUGUUAAGAAAAGUGACCAUUCAGUUCAUAUUACCUGUGGAUUUAGUGUAUAAAUCACUAAAAUUAGAUCUAAAGUCCCAAAGAGCAGGUUUAAAAAUAAAUUACAUUUUUCUUACAAUUGAAAGCUACUGUGCGUUUUAUAUAUAUAUAUAUGUAUAUAUAUGUAUAUAUACAUAUAUGUAUGCAUUAGAAUUAAGUUGGUAGGCCUUGAAAAUAGCACAAAAGUGGUCCUGCCAGCCCUUUUUUGAUGACACAUGCAUGAGCCAGGAUAAGGUAACCACCACCUCUGACUUAAACAGAGCCAGCUCUGCUCCGUGUGUGAACUCGAAGCUCCCUUCCAAUGGUACGGAAAUGAAUGUGAAGGGAGAGUUCAAGGAGAGCAGCAUUUGGCCUCUGAUAUUAAGACAGUCAAGGAAAUACUUGUUUUGACAUUUGUUUUCAAAAAUUUUACAGAUGUAUGCUUUGAUAAAACUUGCCGCUUUUAAUGAUAGGGUACUGUUAUAAAGACAAAGAGAUGAGGUCUGUUGGGUAUGCAUGUCAGUGAAAUUUCCUCGUUGGCGAGCAGACCGUGUGAUCUUAUUAGCUUUAACUUCAGAGCAUGAUCUCUUUAUGCUUAACAGACAUACUUCACUUGACUUUCUAAAUGAGGAAGAAAAACUGGUACUUGGUCUGGCAGCAGACUUGUGUUCUAGGGACUUUGAAUUUAUACAUCUUAAAGAUGCAUACUCUUUUGGGAUAUAUUAUCCCCCUCCUUCUCCACAGUGCCAAGCAGAAUUAACAGAUCAGUUUUACUUUUGUGUUCUUUGUUACUUGAAGUGUUUUUCCUGGCUUAAAGAUUUUCAUAGGGGAGACCUCUUUCUUAGACAUUAAAAGCACUGCUCUAGGUGACCUUCAGAGCUUCUGCAUAUGCUUUUGGCCUGCCUCUGCAUACAUUUUACUGAAAGGGACUUUUGUGUUCAAACUGAACUGGUACAAUACAAAUAUUUGAUGUGUUUUUCACUUUUUUCUAGUGGUCAUUGCUUCAUAUGCUCAUUGCUUCAGCUCACAUCUUAGAAUAAAGUCCUUAUUCCCUACCAA
Messenger RNA from Tyto alba (common barn owl), 3511 nucleotides. RefSeq names its product interferon regulatory factor 4 (gene IRF4). The coding region runs from base 422 to 1762 and encodes 446 amino acids. Gene Ontology annotation, biological process: immune system process; regulation of transcription by RNA polymerase II. Gene Ontology annotation, molecular function: RNA polymerase II cis-regulatory region sequence-specific DNA binding; protein binding; DNA-binding transcription factor activity, RNA polymerase II-specific. Gene Ontology annotation, cellular component: nucleus. The record is from RefSeq and is a predicted model, not a curated record. The transcript has 10 exons. Lineage: Eukaryota; Metazoa; Chordata; Aves; Strigiformes; Tytonidae.